AUGCAGUGUGGGCCGAGGGCUCUUCUCAUGAUGUGCCUCCUUCUGGCGCUUGUGGCCGCGAGGGUUGGCGGAGCAUCAGUUGUGGCAGAGUGGGAUCCGGAAACCGCGGAGGGCAGAGGGGCACGCUCGGCCAGGCUCGCCGCGCUGCCGCAGCUUGAUGCCACGCGCUGGGCGAAUAAAGGCGGCCACCGCUGCGGCGCCACGCCGGCCUUCCCCGUCAACAGGCAGGUGCUUGUGAAGGUGCGGACGACGACGGGGGAGCGACAGUUUGUGUUGUAUGUUCCUCCGGCGUACACGCAACGCGGCAAUUCAAAGGUUGCGCUUCAGCUCCUCUUUCAUGGCCUAAACGACAACUGUGGCAGAUUUUUGAAUACCACCGGCUUCGUGGAGCACGCGAACCGAGAUGGAUUCAUCGUGGCAAGCCUCUGCGGCUCCGUUGGGUUUGUUGGCGUCGGGUGGAACUCCGGCACCUGCUGCGGAUUCACUUCGCCCGACAGCCCCAACGACUUCGAAUUUGCCGAGAAAGUUGUCGAGGUUGUCGCCGCCGGAGCCUGCGUCGACCCCGCAAAGGUGAUGGCGGUCGGAUUCAGCAAUGGGGCUAUGAUGGCAGAAGUGCUCGGCUGCGAGAAGCCAAAGGUGGUGCGCGCCGUGGCGUCGGUUGGUGGGAUUGUGGAGCUUCGCCCCGGCAAUGAGGCCGGCCUCGAGGCGUGCGGCCGCGAUAUUCGUGCAGACAACCCCGAUGGCCGCCGCCCAAGCGUGUUGAUGGUGCACGGCAACCUGGACUUGAUUGUUCCCGUGGGCGGCGACAAAUUAUUGGGCUUCCCACCGCUGAAGGACAACGUUGCCGCCUGGGCAAACUUCAAUGGUUGUGGCGACAACGCCAAUGUCACCUUCAACACCCCAAAGUACACCAAUGAAGUGUAUGUGGACUGUGACAGUGCAGCUGCCACCUCAGAGCCUCGCAUGCGGCGUUAUUUGCUUCGCGCAAGAACUGCAGUUACGGGAUACCUCACGGGUCAGAACGUGGCCUCUCUCCGUCGCUCCAUUGUGGAGAUUGUGCAUGCAAUUUACUCUGGUCAUUCUUGGCCGGAGGACGACGAGUUCUCGACAACAGACUACAUUUACGAGUUUGGUAAGCGAGUCUUCUCUAGUUACUAA
Trypanosoma conorhini is the source of this 1158-nucleotide messenger RNA. Its product is annotated as putative CDC16. The record is from RefSeq and is a predicted model, not a curated record. NCBI's taxonomy places the organism in Eukaryota, Euglenozoa, Kinetoplastea, Trypanosomatida, Trypanosomatidae. Gene Ontology annotation, molecular function: hydrolase activity. The transcript has a single exon. Gene Ontology annotation, cellular component: extracellular region. The coding region runs from base 1 to 1158 and encodes 385 amino acids.